ACCGAGCCACCAUGCCUACUUCUACCCUCUCGCCUCCUGCUCCGGCUCUGCGAAUCCUCCUUCUCGGUGCCGGAGGACGGGAGCACGCGCUGGCCCACCAUCUCCUCGCUUCCCCACGCGUCGAGCAGAUCUUCGUCGCCCCAGGAAACGGCGGUACGGCGACUCUGGACGCGAAGAGGUGCAAGAACAUCGAUGUACCUGCUGGUGUGAACGGAGACUGGAAGCAGAUCGUGCAGUGGUCUCGUGAGCAGCAGGUCAACUUCGUCGUGCCUGGACCCGAGCAGCCUUUGGUCGAUGGUGUGGAGCAGGCCUUCAGGGACGUCGGAAUCCCAGUCUUUGGUCCCUCGCCUCAUGCUGCUCAGAUGGAGGGCUCAAAGGCCUUCUCGAAAGACUUCAUGGCCAAGCACAGCAUCCCAACUGCUGACUACAAACACUUCUCGGCUUCCGAGAUCAGCGAGUGCCUUUCCUACAUCGAGUCGCUGGGUGGAGCUCAGGCUGUUGUGCUCAAGGCUAGCGGUCUGGCAGCUGGCAAGGGUGUCAUCCUUCCUGAGACCAAGGAGGAGGCAGAGUCUACCGUUCGAGACAUCCUCGAGAAGAAGAUCUUUGGAGAUGCCGGCUCCACGCUGCUCAUUGAGUCCCGACUGACUGGCCCUGAGCUCUCAGUCCUGCUCUUCUCAGAUGGAUACUCUCACGUGUCCCUCCCUGCUUGCCAGGAUCACAAGAGGAUCGGCGAGGGCGACACAGGACCCAACACUGGCGGUAUGGGAGCCUACUGCCCUGCUCCAGAAGCAACACCCGAGGUGGUUGCAGCCAUCGAGCGUGAUGUAGUAGAGCCUUCCAUCUCUGGUAUGAGGAAAGAUGGCUUCCCCUUCGUCGGUCUACUCUUCAUCGGUCUCAUGAUCACACCUCAAGGUCCAAAAGUGCUGGAAUACAAUGUGAGGUUCGGAGACCCGGAGACAGAGGCUGUGCUGGAACUGCUCGACCCUGCGGGCGCUUCUCUGGCAGACAUCAUGGUAGCCUGUGCUGAGAGGAGACUGGACAGUGUGGAUGUCAAGUACAAGAAGGGACACAGCGCUGUCAGCAUCGUCUUGGCAAGCGGUGGAUACCCAGGCAGCUAUCCCAAGGGCAAGAAGAUCACAGUGGGAAGCGUGCCAGAGGGAGUGAAAGUCUUCCACGCAGGAACUUCGCUUUCAUCAUCGAACGAGCUGGUGACAGCAGGUGGCAGGGUCAUUGCCGUCUCGGCCGCUGGUCCUACCCUUUUCGGAGCUCUUGAGCUGGCAUACAAGGGUGUUGACGCUGUGGACUUCGAAGGCAAAACCUUCAGGAGGGACAUUGCCCACCGAGCUCUGGCUCUGGCGUCGAAGUCGAAGCAGACCAACGGCGAAGGCUUCACAUACGCUUCUGCCGGUGUCUCGGUCACAAAUGGAAAUGACCUUGUAGACGCCAUCAAGCCGCUGGCUAAGUCUACACGACGACCUGGAUGUGAUGCCUCUCUAGGAGGCUUCGGUGGAGUCUUCGACCUGAAGGCAACGGGAUACAAGGACCCCGUGCUGGUCUCGGGUACUGAUGGUGUGGGAACAAAGCUCAAGGUAGCCAACGACGUCGGCCCACACGGCCAUGGUGGUGUUGGAAUCGACCUGGUCGCCAUGUCAGUCAACGACCUUCUAGUGCAAGGUGCUGAGCCCCUUUACUUCCUCGACUACUUCUCUACAUCACACCUCGAGGUGCCACUAGCGCGCUCAGUCAUCGCUGGAAUUGCUGAGGGAUGUCUGCAGGCUGGCUGUGCUCUCAUUGGAGGUGAGACUGCAGAGAUGCCAGGCAUGUACGCAGCGGGCGAGUACGAUCUUGCUGGCUUCGCAGUGGGAGCAGUGGAGAGGGAAGGUCUGCUACCCAGGAUGGACCUUAUCAAAGCUGGUGACGUGCUGAUGGGUCUCAGGUCAUCUGGCGUUCACUCGAACGGCUUCUCACUGGUGCGAAAGAUUGUUGCACACGCUGGACUGAGUCUGGACUCUGCUUGCCCUUGGAACAGUCAAGCUCCUUCGCUCGGCGAGGACCUACUGACACCUACUCGGAUCUACGUCAAGCCUCUGCUACCACUGCUGAGCGUGCCAGACUCUACUGGCAUCAAGGCUCUGUCGCACAUCACAGGUGGUGGCUUCACAGAGAAUGUUCCUCGUAUCCUGCCGCAACAUCUGGGAGUGUCAAUUGACCUUUCCAAGUGGGAGCUGCCCCCGGUCUUCCAAUGGCUGCAGAAGAAUGGACGCGUGGCAACAAAAGAGAUGUGUCGUACCUUCAAUUGCGGUGUAGGUAUGGUGUUGAUCGUCGAGGCAGACCGCGUGGAAGAGGUGAAGAGGGGUCUCAGCGAGCGCGGUGAGGAUCCCAUUGUGAUGGGUCGAGUUGAGUCCGAGGCGGGAGUGAGAUACCAGGGAGAGGACAGCUGGACGUCCUCGUGAGGAGCAGUGGCUGCCAAGCGUCGAUUUGUGUUCUAUUUCUUGUCCAGUGUUACCGAAAUGAUUUCCUUCUAGAAGACCAAAUGUUGC
Molecule: messenger RNA, 2540 nt
Organism: Microstroma glucosiphilum
Lineage: Eukaryota; Fungi; Basidiomycota; Exobasidiomycetes; Microstromatales; Microstromataceae
Product: putative bifunctional purine ade1
Exons: 1
Coding region: 12-2453 (813 amino acids)
Biological process (GO): adenine biosynthetic process; 'de novo' IMP biosynthetic process
Cellular component (GO): cytosol
Molecular function (GO): phosphoribosylamine-glycine ligase activity; phosphoribosylformylglycinamidine cyclo-ligase activity; metal ion binding
Source: RefSeq, a predicted model, not a curated record